Mya arenaria is the source of this 1461-nucleotide messenger RNA. RefSeq names its product micronuclear linker histone polyprotein-like. The coding region runs from base 1 to 1461 and encodes 486 amino acids. The record is from RefSeq and is a predicted model, not a curated record. NCBI's taxonomy places the organism in Eukaryota, Metazoa, Mollusca, Bivalvia, Myida, Myidae. The transcript has a single exon.
AUGGAUAAUAGAGGUCGCCCAUCAUCGAUGAAUAAAAGAGAUCGCAUAUCGUCGAUGGAUAAUAGAGGUCGCAAAUCAUCGAUGAAGAAUAGAGGUCGCACAUCAUCGAUGGAUAAAAGAGAUCGCAUAUCGUCGAUGGAUAAUAGAGGUCGCAAAUCAUCGAUGAAGAAUAGAGGUCGCCCAUCAUCGAUGGGGAAUAGAAUUCGGACAUCAUCGAUGGAUAAUAGAGGACGCAAAUCAUCGAUGGAUAAUGGUGGUCGCACAUCAUCGAUGGAUAAAAGAGGUCGCAAAUCAUCGAUGGAUAAUAGAGGUCGCAAAUCAUCGAUGGAUAACAGAGGUCGCACAUCAUCGAUGGAUGAUAGAGGUCGCAAAUCAUCGAUGGAUAGUAGAGGUCUUAAAUCAUCAAUGGAUAAUAGAGGUCGCAAAUCAUCGAUGGAGAAUAGAGUUCGCACAUCAUCAAUGCAUACUAGAGGUCGCAAAUCAUCGGUGGAUACUAGAGGUCGCAAAUCAUCGGUAGAUACUAGAGAUCGCACAUCAUCGAUGGAUAAUAGAGGUCGCCCAUCAUCGAUGGAGAAUAGGGAUCGCAAAUCAUCAAUGGAUAUUAGAAGUCACAAAUCAUCGAUGGAGAAUAGAGGUCUCAAAACAUCGAUGGAUAAUAGAGGUCGCAAAUCAUCAAUGGAUAAGAGAAAUCGCGAAUCAUCGAGUGAUAAUAGAGGUCGCAAAUCAUCAAUGGAUAAUAGAGGUCGCAAAUCAUCGAGUGAAAUUAGAGGUCGCAAAUCAUCGGUGGAUAAUAGAGGUCGGACAUCAUCGAUGGAAAGUAGAGGUCGCACAUCAGCGAUUGAGAAAAGAGGUCGCAAAUCAUCGAUGGAUAAUAGAGGUCGUAAAUUAUCGAUGGAUAAUAGAAGUCACACAUCAUCGAUGGAUGAAAGAGGUCGCACAGCAACGAUGGCAAAUAGUGGUCGCAAAUUAUCGAUGGAUAAUAGAGGUCGAAAAUUAUCGAUGGUUAAUAGAGGUCGCAAAUUAUCGGUGAAUAAUAGAGGUCACAAAUCCCUGAUUGAUAAUAGAGGUCGCACAUCAUCGAUGGAGAAUAGAGGUCGAAAAUCAUCGGUGGAUACUAGAGGUCGCCCAUCAUCGAUGGAUAAUAGAGGUCUCCCAUCAUCGAUGGAGAAUAGAGGUCGCCCAUCAUCCAUGAAUAAUAGAGGUCGCCCAUCAUCGAUGGAUAAUAGAGGUCGCAAAUAUCGGUGGAGAAUAAAAGUCGCAAAUCAUCGAUGGAUAAUAGAGGUCGCAAAUCAUCGAUGGAUAAUAGAGGUCUUCCAUCAUCGAUGGAUAAUAGAGGUCACUAAUCAUCGAUGGAGAAUGGAGGUUGCCCAUCAUCGAUGGAGAAUUGAGGUCUCAAAUCAUGGAUUUAUAAUAGAGGUCCCAAAUCAUCGAUGGAUAAUAGAGGACGCAAAUCAUCGAUAG